GAUUUGGGAUGCAGAAGCCCCAGCUCUUGGUCCCUGUCACAGCCACUUCAAAUGGAACUCUGGUCCACCCUGCAUACUUCCUUCUGGUGGGUAUUCCUGGCCUGGGGCCUACCAUACACUUUUGGCUGGCUUUCCCACUGUGUUUUAUGUAUGCCUUGGCCACCUUGGGUAACCUGACCAUUGUUCUCAUCAUUCACGUGGAGAGGCGCCUGCGUGAGCCCAUGUACCUCUUCCUGACCAUGCUUUCCACCGUUGACCUAGUCCUCUCCUCUAUCACCAUGCCCAAGAUGGCCAGCCUUUUCCUGAUGGGCAUCCAGGAGAUCGAGUUCAACAUUUGCCUGGCCCAGAUGUUCCUUAUCCAUGCUCUGUCAGCCAUGGAGUCAGCUGUCCUGCUGGCCAUGGCUUUUGACCGCUUUGUGGCCAUUUGCCACCCAUUGCACCAUGCUUCUGUGCUGACGGGUUAUACUGUGGCCAAGAUUGGACUAGCGCCCUUCAUCCUGAAGCGGUUGCCCUACUGCCGAACACAUACUGUCACACACUCCUUCUGUCUGCACCAAGAUAUUAUGAAGCUGUCCUGUACUGACACCAGGGUCAAUGUAGUUUAUGGACUCUUCAUCAUCCUUUCAGUCAUGGGUGUGGACUCCCUCUUCAUUGGCUUCUCAUACAUCCUCAUCCUGCGGGCUGUUUUGGAGCUGUCCCCUCGGAGGGCGGCACUCAAGGCUUUCAACACCUGCAUCUCCCACCUCUGUGCUGUUCUGGUCUUCUAUGUACCCCUGAUUGGACUCUCAGUGGUGCAUAGGCUGGGUAGUCCCACCUCCCUGCUCCAUGUAGUUAUGGCUAAUACCUACUUGCUGCUACCACCCGUAGUCAACCCCCUUGUCUAUGGAGCCAAGACCAAAGAGAUCCGUUCAAGGGUCCUCCGUAUGUUCUCACAAGGUGGCAAGUGA
Molecule: messenger RNA, 947 nt
Organism: Macaca mulatta (Rhesus monkey)
Lineage: Eukaryota; Metazoa; Chordata; Mammalia; Primates; Cercopithecidae
Gene: OR51D1
Product: olfactory receptor family 51 subfamily D member 1
Biological process (GO): G protein-coupled receptor signaling pathway
Cellular component (GO): plasma membrane
Molecular function (GO): G protein-coupled receptor activity; olfactory receptor activity
Source: RefSeq, a predicted model, not a curated record